AUAUGUAAGUUCUAUCACCGACUUGUGUUGGUAAUACUGGAAAAAAAAUUCUAUCCGAUUCCUGAUUGGUGUUAUUCAAACCACUGCAAACCGACGUUUUUCUGAUCAUUUUUCAAUCAGUUUCAGACAAAAUGAGUCGUUUUACGGAAAUCAUGGACGGUUUUGUGAAAGACGAAAACGGCAAAUUUCACAUCAGACCCAUGAAACUACCCGAUGAUAUGGUGGCAAAAUUAUCAGCGCAGAAAAGCGAAACGAAACGAGAAUUUGUUAGACGUAAAUACAUCCACAUUGAACCGCUAGGCCCACUGGAAGAUUUUUUGAAAAGCGACACCAAAGACACAGAAUCUCCACAGACGAAAAAACGAAAAGUUGAGGAAAGACACAUUCGCAAAGAACUUUUCAAACCUCCAGAAAAGAAACCCCUUAAGAGAUUGUCUUAUUAUAGAACUAGACAGUCGCUGGUUUCAAAAAAUCUCAGUGCCAAUAAGACACAGCCAAAUAGUGUCACAAAGAAGAAAACAAAAACGCAGACUUUAUUUGAUGGCUCACCCCUGCUUGAUGUCGAUGAAGCUGAGAAAUUAUUGUCACAGAAUAGAUUGCUGAAGCCACCACUAAAGACUGUCUUGUUUCCAAUACGGGAGACAGAAGUUAUUGGCAAAAAUAAAACACCUGUGAAGUUGCCCCAAAAAAACGACAGUACACCAACUAGUACUGAAUCCAUUAGAGCUGAAUUAGAAUUUUUGGAGUUAGAACAAGCACUUGCCUCAUGUAAAAAAAACAAGAAACCUGGCCCUUCACCUUUAAAUUCGAUUUGUACCUUAUUGGAAAAUACGACACUUAGAGCUUCUGCGAGUGAAAAUGUGGAGAAAAUAAAUGUGAUUAAAGACGUGUUAUCUAUAGUACAAGAGGACCAGAGACAGUGGAGUGCGUUCAAACAAACAUUUGUGGUGUAUCAAGAAGAGCAUGACCGGAACAUGGAAAAAAUUAGUCAAUUGUUAGAACAACUCACAGAGAAUAAGGAAAAUGUGAACCGGAAAUCACUUAGCCAAACUGUCAAAACGAAAUUUAUUGUCUCGCCAGCUGUUCAAAAAGUAGAUUUAAGGAAAUCCACGUUGAACAAAAAUUUAUCAAAAAAUUUCGGGAAUGAUAGUCCGAAAAGUGAUUGCACCGGUUUAUGCACUCCUAAACAUGGUAGACCAAACUUGAGCGUUACCCAACAUAGCGUGACAAGAAGUUUAACAAGACGAAUACACAAACAAUGGUUGUCGUUGCAAGAUACUCCUAAACCCAAUGCUUAGUGUUAAAUCGACUUUUUUCCUCUAAUUUAAUAUAUAUUCUACAUUUUUACAAGUUUA
Messenger RNA from Zophobas morio, 1355 nucleotides. RefSeq lists its product as uncharacterized. The transcript is spliced from 4 exons. Bases 132 to 1298 code for a protein of 388 amino acids. NCBI's taxonomy places the organism in Eukaryota, Metazoa, Arthropoda, Insecta, Coleoptera, Tenebrionidae. The record is from RefSeq and is a predicted model, not a curated record.